Messenger RNA from Volvox carteri f. nagariensis, 2503 nucleotides. RefSeq lists its product as uncharacterized. Lineage: Eukaryota; Viridiplantae; Chlorophyta; Chlorophyceae; Chlamydomonadales; Volvocaceae. The coding region runs from base 1 to 2052 and encodes 683 amino acids. Gene Ontology annotation, molecular function: arginyl-tRNA--protein transferase activity. Gene Ontology annotation, biological process: protein arginylation. The record is from RefSeq and is a predicted model, not a curated record. The transcript has 8 exons. Gene Ontology annotation, cellular component: cytoplasm.
AUGGUUGAGGUGUACCAGCUGUCGGCUAGCACGCCAUGCCCGGUCCCCGCGGGCGGCAAGACGGAUGUAUCUGGAGCCCAACCCGGCCCAGGGCGGCGGCGUAGUGCCGCGGAUUGCAGCCGCCAGGGGCCCCUGCAGCCGGCGCACUGUGAUGUCCCCGCAGAGACGGUGGCGCGCAGGAAAGAGGCAGGUCCGUUGACGGUGAUGGAAAAGCGGGCGCUGGAGCAAGGAUCUGCUCCAGCGUUGGAUCUGCUGGAGCAGAUCCUUGUCGCGGCAGUGCAGGCAGCGGUGGCAGCGGGUGACCUGCCGACCGCCGCCGGCAACGCCCCUUACCCAAAUCCAGCUGUACGCUGCUGCACCGAUAAGCAACGCCAGUCGCUGCCAGCCGACGUCCGCUUUACAUCAUCGGCGGCGUUCCAGAUGGCAGCGGCCAUCGCGCGCAGGGGCAGCUCUGCCGCCGCGACGACAGGUGGGAGGUCCCAGGAUGGCGGCUGCAGCAGUGGCGGUGGUGGUGCAGCACACCUCUCUGGUCAGCCGGACAUGUCAAAGCUGCCUAAGCAGCUGGGCAAGGCGUUCCAGCCGCCGGAGGGCGCGCUUUCAGCGCAGAAGGUGGCGGAGGUGCUCGCUAGGCAUUUUAACGCCCUCAUCUCCUCUGGUGGCACUGAGGAUGGGACUGCCGCAGAGGGGGGGGCCCAGGUAGCGCGGCUUAGUGGCCCGGGGCUGAGCGGAAGCUUGGCGGCGUGGGAGUGGCAUACAGUGGGCAAGCCUGAGGCGUACGCUGCGAACGGCCAUUUAAAUAUCCGCUUGCGGCUACCACUAUCCAGCGGCGACGGCAUCGAUGCAAGCAACAACAGUAAUGGACCUGCUACUGCAGCUGUGGCUGGUGGCAGUGAAGUGGCAGCGGCUGCGGACGAGGUCAAUGGUGCACAGUCCCAGGGCCCGGCCACAGCGUCGCACGUGUGCAGCGGUCGCAGCUUGAGCUCCGGCCCUAACCCUAGGCCUAGCUUGCGGACCAAUGCCGUUCCGCGGAACCAGCCUUGCACAGCGGCCCCGCCGACGCCGGGGAGUACGGCCCAGACCAAGUCGCGACACACGACGGCGCUGGCUGGCACUCCAGCUGCCAGCAGCCCGGACCCUGACUCGUUGGCAAUGCCCAGCGGGCGACUGCAGAUCCGGAUGGUGCCCAGCCGAUUCCUUGAUGAGGAGUUUGAGCUGUAUAAGAAGUACCAGAUGGCACAGCAUGGGGACGAGCCAUAUCAGCUGAGUCGCGCGUCGUACACGCGCUUCCUGGUGGACUCCCCGCUGCCCCAUGUGGGUCGCGAUAGGGACCGCUCAGCGCCCGAGUGCGGCUACGGCUCCUUCCACCAGCAGUACUGGCUGGACGGAAAGCUGAUCGCUGUGGGCGUCGUGGAUGUGCUGCCCCGCUGCCUGUCCUCCGUGUACUUCUUUUGGGAUACCUCCCUGGCAUCACUGGCACUGGGUAGAUUCUCCGCUCUGCAGGCGAGUGAAGCGGAGGGCAGCCGAGGGGAAAUCUUGUGGGUGCAACGGCAGAUUCCGACUUCGCCUGAUCUGCACUACUACUACAUGGGCUUCUAUAUCCACACCUGUCCCAAGAUGCGUUACAAGGCCGAGUACCGAACAUCUGACCUCUUGUGUCCCGUGCGCAAGGUGUGGGUGCGCAUCACACCCCAAUUGCUUGCAGCGAUUGAGCGGAGCCCCUACGUGGCACUCUCUGCCCAGGACGGGGCGCUCUGCCAGGCCAAUUUGGCGGCGCGGCCCACACCUAGUACGGCACCCGCAGCUACGACGGAUGUACACAGUGUAAACACGCCUGGCGGUAAAGAAGACUGCAAUCCUAUGGACGAGACCGCAAUGGAUGAGACGCUCGUCCUCCUACCUGGGAAAGACGCGGCAGCGGGUCCAAUAUCUUUGAAGGUUCUGCGCCGGUGCAACUUCUUCUCACAGCGCGUGCUGCAGAUGAUCGAGAAUGCCAUCCGCGAAUGGCGCAGCGCAGUGGGCUGGGCGGCACCGUCUCUCGUGUACCAAUUAUGAAGGUCCAAGUCAGAUUGCGUCCCCAGUUUGGCAGGCUUGAAACGAUCAGCGAAGAUUGGAUUACGGCGUUUGAUUUGCAGGCAAGGCAGGCUGGUAGCGAGCGUAGGCGUUGUGUAUGCGCAAGUGAACCUGAUUUUCGAGACUCAAGCGGGUUGGAUGGAAUACUUCAACGGAUGUCGAGAACUGUCCAAGUUCAUAUUGCGCAUACAGGAUCUCAACUAUGAACACAGGCAUGUGACACUGGUAUGGGCUUUGUGGGCCGUCCCUGGCGGAUUUUGGCGGCCAGGAAGAACCUCGGGACGAACAGCGUACGUUGCUAGGGAUUUGCGUCAUGCGCCGGACAGGAUGCAGAACGCAAGGAUGCGAGCAAUAGAUGCACUAGAACAUAACCCUUGAAGACUUUAACAGAGCGUUUCGUUGGAAAAGUAAAUGUUUUUAAGCAGCCCCUCGC